Messenger RNA from Helianthus annuus (common sunflower), 855 nucleotides. RefSeq lists its product as uncharacterized. The transcript is spliced from 2 exons. The record is from RefSeq and is a predicted model, not a curated record. Bases 1 to 855 code for a protein of 284 amino acids. Lineage: Eukaryota; Viridiplantae; Streptophyta; Magnoliopsida; Asterales; Asteraceae.
AUGGCCAAAUUUGCUCGAAUUAGAUCGAAUCUUAAAUCGUAUAGGGAUGAGUUUUUGGCUAAAGAAAGUGAGAGUGAAAAAAUUGCGCUUUCGGAGAUGGAGAAGUUGGAAGAAGAGAUGGAAACACGGGAUCUCUCGGAAGAGGAAGAAUGGAUAUUGUUGGAAAAUAGGAAAACCAUCCAAGAAAUUGACGAUAGAAAGAGAGCGGACAUCAAACAAAGAGCCCGCUUGAGGUGGGCCAUAGAUGGCGAUGAAAAUUCUAAGUUUUUUCAUGCUAUGGUCAACAACAGGAAGGCUUCGAACAACAUCCAUGGUCUCUCUGUUGAUGAGUCUAUCAAGCACAGGCUUGUUUUGCAUUGUAACAACAUUAAAAGGAUCUCUGAAAUGGACGGAAAUAUGUUAGUGGAGCCCUUUUCCGAGCUUGAAAUUAAGAAAGCGAUAUUCGAAUGUGGGGAUGAUUGGUCUCCUGGCCCGGAUGGUCUUAACUUCAAAUUUAUCAAACAUUUCUUGGAUUUAUUCAAAGACGAUUUUUCUAGAAUUUUUGCUUGGUUUCAUUACCAUGGUGUGAGAAAUGAUGGAAGCGGUGCGUCGUUUAUUGCCCUUAUUGCCAAAAUCUUCCACCUGGUUUCCCUUAAUAACUAUAGGCUGAUUAAUUUGGUAGGAGUUAUUAGCAAGGUGAUCUCUAAAGCUAUGGCAAAUAGGAUGAGGAUGGUUCUGGAUGGGGUUAUUUCGGACUCCCAAUCUGCGUUUUUAAAAGGAAGGAACAUUUUAGAUGGUCCACUCAUCAUCAAUGAGCUUAUAACGUGGAUAAAAAAGAGUAGAUUGAAAGCUUUUUUCCUCAAAAAUAGAUUUUGA